AUGUGUCAGAAAUGCCCGCAAGGGGAGUAUCAAGAUCAAGAAGCAAGCACUGCUUGUCGGCGCUGCGGCCCGUAUGAGACGACGCGUACGCUCGGCGCCAGCCAGCGCAGCCAUUGCGAGUGCCAAAGUGGGUCGUGGUGGCAAGAGGACGCUGGGUUCACCGGGUGUCGCCCGUGUUCCCGGGGCAUGCAGUGCCGUGGAGGUUUGGCCCUGCCAAAGCAGGGACAGGGUUUUUGGGCGGCGCAGGAGACACGAGAUGGCCGAGAGCAGUUCUCCGUAUUCCACUGCCGCGAUGAGCUGCAUUGUCCAGCAGGCAUUCCUGGAAGCUGUGCCGAAAACCGCAUCGGACGUGCCUGCGCAGCUUGUCUGCCGGGACAUCAGCCGACGGCCAAAGGCAGCUGCAAGCCGUGCGAUGGCUCCUCGCUUCUGUUUUUCCCAAUAUUCUUCGCAACGUUGGUGCUGGUACCAUUCCUGAGCACUUUUCUGUGCGGAUGCAAAUCAGUUGCAUCUGCAGAAUCAAAAUUUUCAGCCAGUUUGGCAGUCGUUGGUACAUUCGCUGCUCAGUGCGUGUACAGCAUGCAGAGCCUGCGCACGAUACAGCAGUUUGAAAUCAAGUGGCUGGAGCCUGCAAAGUCGCUGAUGGCUGUGAUGUCCUUCGCUCAACUGCGUUUUGAGAUGCUGGGCCUUCCGUGCUACAUUCCGCAAACCAAUCCAAUUGCCACAUACGUUUUGCAACUUCUGGCCUUGCCCAGUCUAGCGCUCGCUUCCCUGCUGCCUGGGGUGCUGGCUCGGUUGCUCCGACGUAAGUUCAAGUUCCGCAUCAUGUUCAAGCUCUUUGGUAUGGUGUUUGUUUCGUUCUUCACAGGCAUCACGCUGAUGUGCUUCAAGCCGCUGGAGUGCCGGGAAAAUCCCAACGGCAAGUCGACGGCUCUUGAGUACGCGCAGGUGUUGUGCUGGGAGUCGAACGACCACAUCAUGCUUGUCGUGCUUUCCAUCAUUGGCAUCCUGGCAUAUCCUGUCAGUGUCUUGGCAUGGCUUGUACAUCUCACGUGGAAUUACCCCAUCUGGCUAUUAUCAGCCAGAGGAAUAAGCACAGUGGAGAAGUACCACUUCUUAUUCGGGAAAUUUCGGCCGGAGCGAUACUAUUACUGCGUACUGCUCACAUUGGGGAAUCUGUUGGUCGGUUGCAUCCCAGCAUGUUUCUCGUCGUUGCCAGCACUUCAAGUUGGCGUGAUGAGCUUCGUGCUUUGGACUCGGAAUGCACUGCAUUGCCUGCUCUGGCCCUGGCGGGUUGAAGCGGCGAACUGGAGCGAAUUGCUUUUGCAGGGAGGUGUGGCGCUCCUGCUCAGCUUGGCCGCACCGCUGCUCAACCUUGAGGCUAGCAUCCAAGAUCGCAGCGAAUUUGUCUUGACCGUUUGCAUGUCCGUUUUGCUGUUGUUGCUGCCCUUCAGCGUCUGCCUUGCUGCGACUCUCACGCUCUUUCUUCGGGCAAGGAAGCAGAAUCGAUACACCACCUUCCUGUCCCACCACAAGGCAUCUUCGGGCAUUCUAUGCCGCUACUUGAAAAUUGUGAUGACGAAGAAUGCUCGGGUCAAAGUUUUCUAUGACUCGGAUGACCUCCUCAACUUGGGUGAUCUCUUUGAAACACUCCGGACAAGGACUGAUAGCCUGCUAGCAGUGUUAACACCGGGAUUCUUGCACAGCGUUUGGUGCAUUGGAGAGCUUACCUUGGCGUUCCACUGCAGCCUCCCGAUUUUUGCCUUGUGCUGUGAUGGCUUUAAGUUGCCAGAGUGUGAUUUGAACCAAAUUGAAUCUGGUUGGCCCGAAAACGAGAUUCAGAUGCUAGUCGCUCAUGGAGUCGGACGAGAAGAGGUUCAGGCAGCUUUGGCUUACCUCCAUCGGCUGGAGCAUUUUCAGAUUUCCCGGACAGCACCUGGCAAGCAGCAGGAAGCGGUCGCGCUUUCGAUCACGUCAGCUAUUCUGGAUAAAUCUGAAGUCAAGUCUCGAAUAGCAUUUUCGACUCCGGAGAGGACAGCUGGGGAAGUGGUGGGUAAGGCGCGUGUGCUGGUCGCUUCUAGCAUGCAAGCCGACUCGAUGUCAACUAGCCUUGUGAUCCAACAUCUGAUGCAGCACAAGCUGCAGCAGAGGGUGUGCCACGUGCAUCAGGCAGCCGAGAUCGAAGCAGCUUUCCGAGCUUCAAGCGUGGUGGUUGUUAUGGGAAAGCACAGUUUGGAGGAUGCGGACUUUUCGGACAUGCUUAUGGCAAUGCCUGGGGCCUGGAUGAGGCUCCUUGUCAACGAUGGCUCCUUCGACUUCCCAACCCAUGACUUCUACCGGCGAAUCCGGGACGGUCAGCUCCAGUUUCGCGGAAACCCGCACGACAUCAUCGCCACCUACCAGGGGCUUUGUUCAUCCUUGGCUCUCCCUUUGACACCUGCCGGCCCCAGCUGGCUGCUUGAUCGACAGGUGAGCCAGAUUUGCAGCAGGUUGGGCGAUGUUGAUUCGACAGGCGCCACCUUUGAAGACGCUCCUUCGCUUCAGCUGUCGCGAAGUGCGAGGAGCUGGGUGUGGGAGCAGGAAGCGUCGGAAGACUACGACCCUUACGUGGAACAUGCGCUGUGA
Symbiodinium natans is the source of this 2622-nucleotide messenger RNA. The record is from the annotation of a GenBank genome assembly. NCBI's taxonomy places the organism in Eukaryota, Dinophyceae, Suessiales, Symbiodiniaceae.